AUGGACAUUUAAAAUGAUUCAUUGAAUAUAUCAAAGUCAAAUUUCCUUUAAUCUAAAGAUAUUUCUUAGUAUCUAUCAAAAGAUUUUUACACUAAAUUUAAGAUGGAAUAAAAUCUAAUUGACUAAUCAACUACUCUCUCUAGAUUAUCUAUUAUUGACAAAACAAGUGAUGAUUUAUCUAAUAAUACUUAAAUUAAAGCUAUAUGUUCAUCAGAAAGGUUAACUGAAGAAAUCUAUAAAAACUAAGUAUAAAUUUAUCAAAAAAAAAUAGAUUUUAGAGAAACAAGUUGCUACUUUAUAAUAUUAAUUAAAAUUAGCUAUUGAUCACACUACUAUAUUAUAAGAUUAAGUGGAGAAUAAAUAAAAAGAAAUCAAUCAAUUAUAACUAAAAUUAUAAGAGUAAAUUAAUAAAAAUGAAAAUGAAAGCAAAAUUAAUUCUCAAAAUCAAUUUAAAAUUGAAAAAUUAUAAAUAUGCUUAAAGUAAUAUAUAUAUUCAAAUUAGGGAACAUAAAUAACCUUAAAAAGAAGUCUAGAACAAUAAAUUUUUUUACUAGUUAAGAGAUCUCUCAAGAAAAUGUUCAAAACAUACUCUAACAAAUUAAAAGACUAAUUAAACAGAAGCUUCCUCAAAAAGAUUCUAAAAUAAUUAAAUAGAAUUCACUGAAGAUUCAUCAAUGAAGGAUACGUCAGUUAGUGACUUUAGAUCAACCUACAAUUUAUUAAAUACAAAAUAAAAUUUUAAUUAAAGUGGAAAAAAGUUUUGGUCUCCUCCUUAAUUACAAUCUCCUUAAGCUUAAAGACAAACCAACUUAAAAUAAAGAUUAGACAUUACUAUAUCAUAAAUCAAAGCAAUGCAAUAACAUUUUAGUUAAUUUCAACCAACUACAUGA
Messenger RNA from Paramecium pentaurelia, 890 nucleotides. The record is from the annotation of a GenBank genome assembly. Lineage: Eukaryota; Ciliophora; Oligohymenophorea; Peniculida; Parameciidae.